AGUCAUAGUGGUAGGAAGAGGAAGCACCUAGCUUUGAGGCCAGGGCUGGCUGUUGUCAGAACCUAGGCCCUCCCCUGCCUUGCUCCACAUCUGGUUAGGGGAGAGAGGGGAGGAAAGCCAAGGGAAGGCACCUAGCUGAAAACAAACAAGUUGGGCGAAGCAGGAAUCCGCGCUCAGGUUCUGCAGAUGCAGAGGUUGAGGUGGCUGCAGGACUGGAAGUCAUCGGGCAGAGGUCUCGCAGCAGCCAAAGAACCUGGGGCCCGCCCCUCCCCCCUCCAGGCCAUGAGGAUUCUGCAGUUAAUCAUGCUUGCUCUGGCGACAGGGCUCGUAGGGGGAGAGACCAGGAUCAUCAAGGGGUUCGAGUGCAAGCCUCACUCCCAGCCCUGGCAGGCAGCCCUGUUCGAGAAGACGCGGUUGCUCUGUGGGGCGACCCUCAUUGCCCCCAGCUGGCUCCUGACAGCAGCCCACUGCCGCAAGCCCCGCUACAUAGUUCACCUGGGGGAACAUAACCUCCAGAAGCAGGAUGGCUGUGAGCAGACCCGGACAGCCACUGAGUCCUUCCCCCACCCCGGCUUCAACAACAGCCUCCCCAACAAAGACCACCGCAAUGACAUCAUGCUGGUGAAGAUGGCGUCGCCAGCCUUCAUCACCUGGGCUGUGCGACCCCUCACCCUCUCCUCACGCUGUGUCACCGCUGGCACCAGCUGCCUCAUUUCCGGCUGGGGCAGCACGUCCAGCCCCCAGUUACGCCUGCCUCACAGCUUGCGAUGCGCCAACAUCACCAUCAUUGAGCAUCAAAAGUGUGAGAACGCCUACCCCAACAACAUCACAGACACCAUGGUGUGCGCCAGCGUUCAGGAAGGGGGCAAAGACUCCUGCCAGGGUGACUCCGGGGGCCCUCUGGUCUGUAACCACUCUCUUCAAGGCAUUAUUUCCUGGGGCCAGGAUCCGUGUGCGAUCACCCGAAAGCCUGGUGUCUACACGAAAGUCUGCAAAUACGUGGACUGGAUCCAGGAGACGAUGAAGAACAAUUAGAGUGGACCCACACACCACAGCCCAACACCCUCCAUUUCCACUUGGUGAUUGGUUCCUGUUCCCUCUGUUAAUAAGAAACCCUAAGCCAAGACCCUCUAUGAACAUUCUUUGGGCCUCCUGGACUACAGGAGAUACUGUCACUUAAUAAUCAACCUGGGGUUUGAAAUCAGUGAGACCUGGAUUCAAAUUCUGCCUUGAACUAUUGUGACUCUGGGAAUUAUAACAUCCGGUUUGUUCUCUGUUGUAUCCCCAACCCCAAAGACAGCUCCUGGCCAUAUAUCAAGGUUUCAAUAAACACUUGCUAAAUGAGUGAA
This is a messenger RNA of Rhinopithecus roxellana (golden snub-nosed monkey), 1349 nucleotides long. It is a transcript of the gene KLK11, whose product is annotated as kallikrein related peptidase 11. Gene Ontology annotation, molecular function: serine-type endopeptidase activity. The transcript has 6 exons. Gene Ontology annotation, biological process: proteolysis. The record is from RefSeq and is a predicted model, not a curated record. Lineage: Eukaryota; Metazoa; Chordata; Mammalia; Primates; Cercopithecidae. Bases 187 to 1035 code for a protein of 282 amino acids.